AUGAAUGGAAGCCUGUUCAUCAAGCUCAACAUGGAAGAAAGGGAAAGAAGGGAGGAAAGAAGAGGGAAGAAGGGGAGAGAGAGGGGAGGGGAGAGAAAAAGGAAAAAGAGAAGGAGAAGAGGAGGGGAAAGGGAGAAAAGGAAAAAAGGGAAGGGAGGGGAGAGGAGGGAGGGGGAAGAAGAGAAAGAGGGCAAGGGCAAAAGGCAGGGGAGGGGAGAGGAGAAGGAGAAGGGAGAGAGGAGGAGAGGGGAGAGGAAAGGAAGGGGGAAAGAAGGGAGAAGAGAGAAGGGAAGGAAGAAAGAGGAAGAGGAGGGAGGGAGAAGGGAAAAAGAGGAAAAAGAAAAAGAAGAAACACCAAACCGCAACAAACGAAAGCCCACCACACAACCAAAAACCCAAGGCGCGCGGCCGACCACAAAGGUGCACAGAACCCAGGGCCAAACCACCGCAAAAAAAACAAAAAAACCACAAACAAACAACAAAAAACCAAACAAAAAAAAGAAAAACAAAACAAAAACACGAAAAAGACCAAGAGAGCACACCCCGCCCACCAGAGGGCACGGAAAAGAAAAGGAAAAACGAACAACCGCCCCGCGAAAGAAGACCAAAACCGGGAAACCCAACAAGGAGGAGCCCCACAACGACAAGCCACACCCCGGCCCGGAACCGAACAAAAAGAAAAACAGCGCCCAGGGCACAGGGCGAAGGCACAAACAGGGAGGGGGGCAGGAGGGCCCGCACCCAGGGAAACAACAACCGAAACCAACGCCCACAACAAAGACAAGAAAAAGCACGAAAGAAGAAAAAGGAACCAAAGGACAACAAACACACCACGCGAAAACCCCGGGACGGCCGCAGCCCGGCGCAAAAAGCACACCGACAACAGGGCGGGGGGCAGCGAAAAGAAGCGGAAAAGCGAGGCCCCCCAAAAAGAAAAGCGCGCACAAGCACCAAGGGGCGGCGCACCCAGGGACCCACACCAGCCCAAGGGGAACCGCAAACAACCCCAGGCCGCGAACCCCCGAAAAGCGCCGAACAAAAAACAGCGCACAGGCCGCACAACCACAAGGCCAAAAAGCGCCAAACAACAAAACAAGCGCCAAAGACCACAGCCCAAGCCCCCACACAGCAGACCCGCACGGCCAGCAGGGGCGCAGACAAAACGCCAAACAACGGGGAACCACAACCGGGAGGCCGCAAACCCCAAAAACGGAACACCCCCACAAACAAAGGAAAAAGAAGCCCGAAGACCCGGGAAACACGGGAACACGACGGGGGAAAAAAGAACAGGAAAACAGCACACGAGGAGAAAGGAAAGCAACGCCAGACACAAAAGAACAACCGCAGACCGAGCAAGGCCAAACAGCGGAAGAGCGAAACAACAAACACACCCACGGGCGCAAAGAAAACCGACGCGAAAGGGGAAAGACCACACGGGGCGAGCCGGGUACAGAAGGGAGGGGGACGAGAAGGGGCGCGGGGGGCAACCACAACAGAAGCAGGCAGAGACGCACGGGGAGAAGGGACAAAGGAGAACGCAGCCAACGAGGGAAAAACAGGAAGGCCAAGGACAAGAAGGGACGGAACGACGGGAAGGCCGCCCCGGGGGAGGACAAACAAACACGCACACAACGAACACCAAAGCGGGCAGGAAACAAAGACCAGAAACGAAAGAAAGAGGAAAACAGGACCACGGCGGAGCCCCCACGAGCACCGAGCCCAAACCCAACCCCGGGGCGAGGGACAAGGAGCCCACGACCACAACCACGGCACGCGCACAAAGCAACGCAACAGGCAAACGCAAGCCCCGACACAGAACGCAGCAAGACCACCCAGGACACACCGCGGGCAGCCGCGGCCCGGCGCGGGGCCCCCCCACCCCCCACACCCGCCCACCCCGCGGCCCCCGCGGCCCCCGGGGCGCCGCCCCGGCGGACACGAGACCACGAGCACCGGGACAACAGGGCCGGAAGCCCGAAGAGAAAGGCCCAACGGCGGUUGCCACACCAGCGAAACAAAACAACCCCACCACCAGCACGCGGAGCGGACCGACAACCAAACGAACCAACAACCGCCCACACCACCCGCCGCCGAGCACCACAACACAAAGCCGGGCCAGCACCCGCCCCGACGAACAAACGCCGACGCCACCGACACCACAACCGGCCAGGCCCGCGCGAGCCGCGCGGGACCCAGACGGACCGGACCGCCCGCAGACCCCACAGGCGGGGCCCCGCCCAGCCCCCCCAAAGAACACGGACCGGGACACCACACACCGCACCCGACGCAAGAGCACGAGCCGCGCGCAACCACGCAGCCCGACCCCCGGCCAGACAACCGCACACACGGGACAGGAAACAGCGGGGGGCCCAGAAGGACCAGCCGGCAAAAAAAAGGAGCCCGGGCAGGCCGCACGGACCAAGCCGCAAACACAAAGCGAAGGACGAACCAGGAAAAAACACAAGAAAAACAGGGGGCGGGCACACGGGCCCCGGCGCCCCAACGGAACAAACCGGGCGGAGAGGCCGCGACCAGCGGCACCACCACCCCCCCGCGCCCGCCCGGUCCCCACCCCCCGCCCCCGCCCCCGCGGUGACAAGGGGCCGAAAGCGGAGAACCAAGGAAAAAACCGGCCCACAGGCCGGAGAGACCGGGGGGCCCAGGGAACAACACAGGGGGAAGCGGAGGCGGGGAACGGACACCCAGGCCCCGCGCCGAAGGGGGGAAGGGACGGGCCGAGAGAAGACAUGA
Molecule: messenger RNA, 2751 nt
Organism: Acomys russatus (golden spiny mouse)
Lineage: Eukaryota; Metazoa; Chordata; Mammalia; Rodentia; Muridae
Product: serine/arginine repetitive matrix protein 1-like
Exons: 4
Coding region: 1-2751 (916 amino acids)
Source: RefSeq, a predicted model, not a curated record